AAACACGCUUUUAUAAAUAACUCGAUGUCGUGCGCGCGUCGACGACGGCGCUCGCUCGGCGCUCAGCUCGCCGCUCGCAGGCAGCUUAAGUCGGAUCCCGGAGUCGUAAACAUGCUACUCGAAGCCGUCGCGUCGCACCCGCGAGCCGUAUCGCAUAAUGUGCGCGCCGAGCUCUGAUAAGACGCGUGACCGUGUGUGUGAACUGCGAUGUGAGCAUGGAACCGACAACGGACACCACCAGCUCCACCAGCAGUGGCGGCGGCGCCGGAGGGGGCGGCACAUUCGAUAGCAUAGUCGUGACCACGCAUGACCUGCAGGACUGCUUCGACGAGAGUCUGGAUGCUUGUUUCAGUACGGUAUUCGAACAAUCACCCGUGAUCAACUUCAGUCGGCACGCGCAGGAUGAUGAGCGACCUGAGAAUUCGACGUACUUGGGCAAAUUGCACGCGCAGGACGAAAGCGCUGGCUACAUCCAUCACACAAUAUCGCCGAAUGAGAUUUACAUGCACAUCAAUCCGGGUGAUUCCGGUUUUAUGCCGGAUGAGCCCUCGCAUGCCACCAUCACCAUUCACAGUACCAAUCCGGAAACCAAAGAGACCACCGUCAAUCGCUUCAAUUGCGAAUAUGAUGGCUGCCUGCGCACUUACAGCACUGUAGGCAAUCUGCGGACGCACAUGAAAACACACAAAGGAGAAUUCCGAUUUAAAUGUUCGGAUCCCAGUUGUGGGAAGGCGUUCCUCACUUCGUACAGUCUGAAAGUCCACGUGCGGGUACACACCAAGGUCAAACCCUUCGAGUGCACGCAUAAUGGCUGCGAGAAGGCUUUCAACACGCUUUACCGGUUGCGCGCGCAUGAAAGGUUACACAAUGGUAGAACUUUUAAUUGCGACUCAGGGGGAUGUAUGAAGUUUUUUACAACUCUCAGUGAUCUCAAGAAACACAUCAGGACGCAUACCAAGGAAAGGCCUUACAAAUGUGCUGAAGAAGGAUGUGGAAAAGCGUUCACCGCCAGCCAUCAUCUUAAGACACAUCUGCGCACGCACAGCGGGGAACGUCCCUACGCAUGUGCUGCUAAUGAUUGCACGCGUGCUUUUGCCACUCAACAUAGUUUAAAAUCCCACAUUAAAACGCACCUUAAAAGCAAACACGCAAAGGACGAUCCCGAACAAGUAGACAAUCCGAAUCCAGAUAAUGAAAAGCAGGAUAGUGGUGGAUUAACGGAAACAGAAGGAGUCAAUUGGAAUGAUAAUAACGAGCUUGCGGAGUUCCAAUCUUACGUGACGCAGCCAAACGACGACAUCUACCUGGAAAACCAACAAUAUGUGUCAGCAAUCGAAAAAGAUCUCACCACAGACUAUGAAAUUGCCAACAGACUCAAAAAUUACGCGACUGUGAAUACAGCUGAGCCGGUAGCAACGCAUUUGCCGUAUAAUUUAGGCACCGAAGGUGUUGAAAACGAGGAAACCAUAAAAGAUACUCAAAUGGAGCUGAAUGAAAACUCCAUUAUCACUGAGAUUGAAAAUGCCGGCCUGGAUCUAUACAAUUUGAAAACGUGUGACUACUCAGCGGAUGCUGAGCUCAGUUUGAACAAACAGUUGUAUAUGCCAGAAGCGUUAGAGAUGUCCCUGGUAACAGAGGAGGAAACUCCUUCCACUUGGAUUGAUGCCAUGAAACUACUCAACACUGAUCCUGUGAAUAUUUAUGAGUCUAUCAACGAGUCCCCGAUUGCUUUGCCCACCGCCAUUCAGACUUAUAUGCAUUUGGAGAAUACUCCACUGGUCCCACAGAUGAAAGCGCCUAAUAGUGACGUCAAUCUGUUGAAAAACCUUACAGCCGACGCGGAUAUUUGCAAAUGCGUCGACUGUAAAUGCGGGCCGUUUAAUAAUUGCCAAGGGAAUGAUGAGAGUGGAUGUUGUGGUGGCAAAAAAUCAUCAACAGCAACAACAACUGGUAAUAACACAUACGAAACGUACUUAGAACAACCGGUAGCGCCAUCUACAACACAACAAAAUACUAGCUGUUGUGGCAGUAGUAAAAGUAAUGAACCACCGACAACUGCUCCUAUUGUGUUAGAAAAAGGAUGCUGCGGGAACAAAACACAAACAAAUCCAGUGCAGCCAACGACCCAUCCACCAUCAUCGGAUUGUUGUGUAGUUGUGUGUCUUAAAUCCUUAGAACAACUAAAGGACAUGCUCACGAAAGCAAAAGGAUGCGGUGCGUUUGAAAAAUUGACAAUCGGUUGCGUGCCAAGCGAACUAUGCGCAGUAAAAAAAUGCUGCACAACAUUUCAGAGUGAUAUUAUAAAGAAAGUUCCAAAGUGGACAUGUAAAAUGUGCAAUGAGAAGCAAAGUUUGCAAAAAGUUUAUUUCAUUGGAAGUGGUAAAGAGUGUAGAAAAGUCACUCAGGAACUAAACAUGAGAAAAUUUGUACACAAAAAUCUCCAACCUUCAACAGAAAUAAAACAAGAAUCAAAUGAAUUAGAUGUAGAUUGUCAAAUUGAAGUCCCAUUAACAGAAAGUGAAGUUUUAGAACCAAGUAAAUGGAAUCAGGUGUUAGAAAUGUAUAAAGAAGUUGAAGACGAUGUUAAUUACACAUACCCCAUUUGUGGAAUCUGUGGUGAGCCACAUGAAGCGUCCGACUGUGAUAUCGUUAGUUUAAAGGCGACAAUAAGCGACACGCCAGUAUUAUCUAAAGCGCGUCAGUCGCUCCCUGCUAGCCUGCAGCUGGUUUCCAUGGCAGAUGGAAGCCAUUCCAUCAUCACCAGUGAUUUAAUCUCAAAAGGCACCAGGUUUGGCCCCUAUGAGGCCAAAGAGCAAUUCUCCAUUUCACCCUCGGUGGUGAUGCCAUUGAAAGUGUUCAAAAACGGCGACGACGCCGACGACAACUACUUCAAGGAGUAUUAUUUGAACACAACCAAUGAGUAUGAGUGCAACUGGAUGUUCUUUGUUAGCAGGGCAAGUUGCUUGAGUGAGCAGAACUUGCUCUGUUUUCAGGAUGCAGGACAAAUUUUUUAUAUCUCUAUGAAAGAUAUAGCUCCUAGAGAGCAUUUGAGGGUGUGGUAUGCACCUUAUUAUGGUAAAUUGAUGAAGAUGGGCUCAUUUAUGGAAGCUCUAGAGGAGCCAGUGGAAAAUCUACCUGUCAAUCCUGUUGAAUUGAGUGCUUUGAUGAAAAAGCAGCAGAAUAUCAGGGAUAGGAAGACCUGGAUUUGUAAAUUUUGUGGCAUACAUGAGGAGAAUAUUCCUACUUUUGCUCUGCACAUUAGUGAACAUUACACUGCAAAGUUGCGGAAGUGUUGUGAACUUUGUGAUGCCAAAUUUCAAACAACAAAGGCUUUAAACAAGCACAUAUUUCUCCAACACAACGACUCUUUCAAUCACGCGAAACUCUCACUUGACCCAACUAGCAAGCAAUCAACGCACACUAAUCACGAGAGCAGCCAACUGGACCCGCUGCUCAAUGAUGUGCCCGGCGACAAUGUCCUCCUUGAACAUCUCAACUUCCAGGAUGGUACUAGCAUGCCAAACGACACGCUUCAUCUAAACGUUGAAAAUAUCCUCAAUGAGGAUGAGAACUUCAACUUUGAAAUGCCGAAAGACAUCGACCCAGAAAAGUUUGUAUGCGAUAUUUGUCUUAAAGAGUUCGCUAAGCUCAAGUUGCUCAUUGUGCAUCUCAAUGCACACACGGGUAAAUUCACGUGCCAGCGUUGCAUGCGCGUGUUCACGCGUAAAGAGAACUUUGUUGCGCACAAGUGCUUAAACAAUACGUCGACGACGGAGAAUCAAUGCACCGUUUGCCAUAAGAUGUUCACGCUGAACAAGUACCUAAAGCGGCACAUGAGCCGUGCUCAUGGCCCGAAUUUGCGCUGCACGAGUGAAUGCAAGAAAUUAUUUGGUUCGAAAGAAGCGCUUGAUUCGCACACGUGUAGUGAGAUUGUCGCAAAGUCUGCGGCUGCGCCACAACAAUCCUAUACGUGUCACUUGUGUUCGAAAAUUUUCGGCAAUCAGCGGAAUCUAACGCGACAUUUGAAAACGCACGAGAAGAAUAAUUCGGCGUCGCCAUCGCAUAUCUGCGAGAUGUGUUCGAAGCAGUUUAGUAAUAUGAAAGCAUUGCGUCAACAUUUAAACACACAUAAAGAGCCGGAGUUUGUGUGCAUGCUCUGCGAGAAGAGUUUUCAACGAAAAGCUAACUUUUUGGAGCAUAUGGAGUUGCAUAAGAACGAUUCUCCACAUUUAUGUCAUAUCUGCGACGCGAAGUUCACGCAAAAGAAAUUCCUUACCCAACAUCUCCUUUCACACACAGACGAGUUGACAUAUACGUGCAAUGAAUGUCCGCAGCGUUUUCGACAGAAGUCGAAUCUAACCAAGCACAUCGCUACGAGCCACGUGCGUGAAUGUCGCGAAUGCGGACUUACAUUUGCUACGUCGGACGAGUGUCGUUCACACGCCAACACUUCGCACUCGGGGCGUUAUGAGUGCCCGGUGUGUAAAAUCCGCGUGAAGUUGCGUAGCUCGUUGAAGCGGCAUGUCAAACAGAAACACACACCUGAUGAAUACGACGCGACCAACUUUGAUGAGUAUAUAAACGAAAUCGAUAAGAAGUACAAAGAAGCCGCCAUUGCGAACGUCGCCAACCCAUCAGUUGAACCAAUUCAAGGGACAAAACCUAGCCCAAAAAAGAAAAAAGUGAAGCUAUCACUGAAAAAGAAGAAAAAGGUCGAAGUGCUCUCGGAUGUGGUUGUAGCAUCAUCGCAGAUAGUUAGUGAUGGUGCUAGUACAAGUAGUACAAGUUUAGUUCAAGUACAAAACGACGAGAAAAUGGCGGAAGGGAGUCAGGAGGAAGCAGAGAUGCUUAACCUGUUGCAAGCAGACAAUGCUGAAGUCAUGCGCGACAUGGCGAGCAGUUUACAGCUGGACGAAAUUGUGAAUGUCCUCGGCGGCGCACCUAAACCUGUAGGUGGUCAGGUCGCAGUGAAUUCGUUAGAUUACGGGCACAUAGCAAUGGAGUUUGAGAAUAAUUUUGUUAGUAAGGCUGGAGAGAUUGGCAUGACUCAUACCUUUGACGGUGAAUCGGUGUGUUUGUCAAUGCCGGAGUUAAACGAACACGGACAACCGAUUUCAAUAGGUGGUGAAAAUAUUCAAUCGUCAUUCAUCUUGGAAAACGCAUCGAUAAAUGGACCUGUGGAACAAGUCGUGUUAUACAUUUUAGAUCAGAAGCCCAGUUAGUGAAAACAGCCGCUUCUUGAGAUCUUGAGGUAAAUCCUUUUCUUGUGUAUAUACGAGGUUGUUAUGCAAUUCCAAAAUUGAUGUGAUACUUGUUAGUUAUCAAGAAAUUGCGUUCAUUUCCUAUUUUAUAUUAUAUAUAUAUAUAAAUAUUUUAGUGUACAUAGAGUAAACGGAUGAAUAAAUGUAUUUUAUUUA
Messenger RNA from Dalotia coriaria, 5417 nucleotides. RefSeq lists its product as uncharacterized. Gene Ontology annotation, molecular function: protein binding; RNA polymerase II cis-regulatory region sequence-specific DNA binding; DNA-binding transcription factor activity, RNA polymerase II-specific. Gene Ontology annotation, biological process: regulation of transcription by RNA polymerase II. The coding region runs from base 216 to 5222 and encodes 1668 amino acids. Lineage: Eukaryota; Metazoa; Arthropoda; Insecta; Coleoptera; Staphylinidae. The record is from RefSeq and is a predicted model, not a curated record. Gene Ontology annotation, cellular component: PcG protein complex; chromatin; transcription regulator complex. The transcript is spliced from 12 exons.